This is a messenger RNA of Notolabrus celidotus (New Zealand spotty), 4441 nucleotides long. Its product is annotated as solute carrier family 26 member 9-like. Gene Ontology annotation, cellular component: membrane. Gene Ontology annotation, molecular function: chloride transmembrane transporter activity; oxalate transmembrane transporter activity; sulfate transmembrane transporter activity. NCBI's taxonomy places the organism in Eukaryota, Metazoa, Chordata, Actinopteri, Labriformes, Labridae. Gene Ontology annotation, biological process: transmembrane transport. The record is from RefSeq and is a predicted model, not a curated record. The transcript is spliced from 20 exons. Bases 1 to 2277 code for a protein of 758 amino acids.
AUGCCUGAGAACCGUCCACGUUACGUGAUUGACAGACCGGCUUAUAACCUCCCAGACUUUGACAGAGAGUUUGACAAGAAGACUCGACAAUUCCCUGUCGGUGAGAGAGUGAAGAAACACUUCAGAUGCUCUGUGAAGAGACUGAAAGGCUUGUUAUUCAGACAUCUGCCCGUACUGAGCUGGCUCCCGAAGUACAAAGUGAAAGAAAACCUGCUGUAUGAUGUCAUCGGCGGGGUCAGCGCCGGCACCAUUCAGGUUCCCCAAGGCAUGGCAUUUGCCCUGCUGGCAAAUCUCCCUCCUGUCAACGGGCUCUAUUCCUCUUUCUUCCCCCUCAUCCCAUUUUUCUUUAUGGGCACUGCUCCCCAGAUGGUCCCAGGUACAUUUGCUGUCCUCAGCCUCAUGGUUGGAGUUGAGUGUCUGAGGCUGGCCCCAGAGUCAGACUUCAGUUAUUUCAAUGCCACUCUUAAUGCUACAGUAGUGGACACUGACAGGAUGGAUGAGGUUCGACUGGGGAUAUCUGCAACUCUGGCUUGUCUCACAGCAAUCAUACAGAUUUGCCUUGCCUUCAUGCAGUUUGGGUUUGUAGCAAUCUAUCUGUCAGAGUCCUUCAUCAGAGGCUUCAUGACGGCUGCAUCACUUCAAGUUCUCAUCUCACUGCUCAAAUACAUCUUUGAUGUCAAUGUUUCACCUCAUAGUGGUCCGCUGGCCAUUAUAUACAGGCUCAUAGACAUCAUCCACAAUCUUCCUGACACCAACAUCGCAUCUUUGAUAUUUGCUCUGGUCAGCAUCGUCAUCCUCAUCGUGGUGAAGGAGCUAAAUACACGCUACCGCCACAAGCUGCCCUUUCCCAUACCUGUGGAGAUCAUUGUUGUGGUUGCAGCCACAGCGAUCUCAGGCUCUUUGAAUCUUCCUGAGACCUACCACAUGGACAUCGUUGGACAAAUUCCUUUGGGAUUCCCAUCACCAGUCCUACCAAAAGUGAGUCAAUGGGCAGACAUGUUGAGCACAGCUUUCUCUCUGGCAAUCGUGGGCUACAUCAUCAACUUGGCUAUUGCCAGGACACUCGCAACCAAGCAUGGCUACGAUGUGGAUGCUAACCAGGAAAUGUUGGCUCUCGGCUGCAGCAACUUCUUCGGGUCCUUCUUUAAAAUCCACACCAUCUGCUGUGCCCUGAGUGUAACCAUGGCUGUUGACAGCGCAGGUGGAAAAUCACAGUUUGCCAGUUUCAGUGUGAUGAUGGUCGUAUUGGUUACGCUGCUUGCAUUGGGCGUCUACCUGAGGCCGCUUCCAAAAUCAGUGCUUGGAGCCUUGAUUGCAGUCAACCUGAAGAUCCCACUCCUGCAGCUCUCUGACCCCUACUACUUAUGGAAAAAGAGCAAAGCAGACUGUUGUGUGUGGGUUGUGACAUUCUUGGCCACAUUCUUGCUUGGCUUGCCUUAUGGCGUUGCUGUCGGAGUUGGCUUUUCAAUCCUAGUCGUCAUAUUCAGGACACAGCUUCGUAACGGGUCAGCGUUGGUUCAGAUUGAGGCUACAGAUAUCUACAAGAAUCCAAAGGUGUACAGCAAGGUCAAUUCCAUUCAAGGCAUAAAAAUAUUGAACUACUGCUCGCCACUAUACUUUGCGAAUGCUGAAAUUUUUCGCCAAAGAGUCAUCAAAAAGACCGGGCUGGAUCCUGGCAAACUCCUCGUGGCCAGGCGGAAGGUGUUGGAGAAAGAACUGAAGAAAAAAGCAAAACAGGAGAAGAAGGACAAAGAGAUGAGAAAGAAGAAUCAAAGCUCUUCGCUUGAGGUGACAGUUCAGACUAUAUCUCGACUUGACCUACAAAAGGACAUUGAUACUAAAGAUGGCAGUCUCGACAUACCAGUGCUUCCUGUCUUCUAUGACAACUUGGGUUUUAGUGAAACUGAGCUGAGUGAGAACGUGCCUGACCCGGAGUUACCCUUCCACACCCUCAUCCUUGACUUGGCAGGAGUCUGCUUCAUAGACCUGACAGGCAUCAAAGUGUUGAUGAAGAUGAACUCAAGUUACACAACGCUGGGCAUUAAACUAUACCUGGCCAAUAUUCAAGCCCAAGUGUAUGAGGAACUGAAGGCUGGAGGAGCAUUUGAUGACGGGAACAUUGCCAGCAGUAAUCUGUUCCUUUCUGUCCAUGAUGCCGUUCUGUUUGCUGCACAACACUCCAGAGAAAAGCAAGACUUGACAAAGGUAGAGAAGGAGAAAGAGGAGCUUGCCCUCCGUAUUGAAGAAGACAACGAUCUAGAGCAGGCCUAUUUUUGAUGGCUGAAUUUUGCAGUGAAGAUGCAAAAAGCAAACGUGCUGAAGACACAAACAUUAAUCUUCAAUGCCACUGUGAUUUAUGGUUACCAAUGUACUUUCUGUGCUUGAUCUUCUGUCUUUAAGCUGAAUAUCUCACCUAAAGAAGUGUAUUUUUACUUAGUAGAUGAGAACGGUAUUCAGUAUUUGACUUCAGAUAAUAAGAGGGAACUUUGGGGGCCCAGUUAACCCUCCCCUCACAGCCAGCAUGGAGUGAACCUGCUGACUGUGCAGUCAUACUGAAGCAACAGUCUUGUAAUUAACUGAGAGUGUGCAUGGCCACAGCUGUGAAGUUUAGCCAGCUGAGCAGUCUGGUGCAGUCCCAUAAGACCCUAAGAAAGCAAACACAAAUGAAAUAAGGAAUAAGAACUGUCAGCACUUUCAUGACUGUGUUAUCUUGUAAAGUAAGUUUCCAUUAUUUCUCACAAGGAAGGAAAUCGUCACAACAAACCAUAACAAAGCAUCAAAUUGUUAGCAGAGUGACUUUAACAAAGAAAUAUGUAGGCCAAACAUCUCAUGUUUGUAUGACAGGUGCCCAAAGACUUGCGGUGUCUGGCGUGGCAUGCUGACAGCAUGUUGGUAUGCAUGUGCUGCAUGAAUGGACUCAUUAAGCUAUUAAGAAAUCAACCUAAGGUAUUCUGGCACACAUCUGCUCCUCUGCUCUUCCUUCUUCCCCUCUGCAGCAAAUUGGCACCACACGUGAUUACAAGGUUUCUAUGGCCAUCAGCUUUAAUUUGACGCUUUGGGAAAGUCUCUCAUCACUUAAUGUGUGCGUGUGUGUUUAAUUUCAUCACCUGCAGCUCAACCCUUCUGUCUCCUUUCCUUCUUAUUGUUUUCAGAGUGUCUAUAAAAGCCCUUAGCUUGAGCAUGAUUCAAUUAAUCUGAAAACCUGAAGGUUGAAAUAAAAAAUGAGAGCGUCCUUUGUUGCAUGUUUAUGAGCGCUGCCACUCUCGUCAUGCAUUUCUUGUCUUUAAAGUUUCUCCCCAAUCAAAAAUGUACUUUAAAACAUAUUUAAUUUAGGAGACAGUGUGUGUAUUCAGUGGUUUUCCUGAACUCUGGUUAUUAUUUCUUAACGUGUUAACCAGGGAGGAAUUUAGCCUGUUUUUACCUGUUCAAUUUUGGUGGUUGUUAGUAGCCCCCAGAACUACUUUCCUCUGAACUAAAAGGUUCCUGUGCCCCCAUUGUUGUCUGCGUUUCGACCGUGGGCUGAAGUCCCGGGUAGAUUUUGCAAAUCAGGCCAAUGAUGUAUGGGGGAAAAAAAAUUAUAUUAAGUAAUAUUGGAAAUCUUAACAAAACACUAAACUAGUAAGCAUUCCCAGGUACUCCCCCUGGGUUUCAACAACUGGGUUAACUCCACAAACACAGUAACUGUUAACUGAAAGUUCCAGGACUUUUGAAAAGUACUACCCCUCAAGCAGGGGCUAUUCAGAGGGGGGGGAGGGAUUAUCUACCCCUGAACUAAAUUUAGACCCUGGUUCCUCCGGUCGAAACGCACGUAGCUCAGGGAUAAAGUCCCUAGAUCCGGGGUAAAGUUCCUGAGGUGGAAAAACGCUUGUUGUUGUUUGUCUUUGUUGGGGCCAAAAUGUGUAUUUUAUUUUGCCUUAUUUUAUCUCUGAUUUUGACACAGAGUCACACGUGUUGAGUGUAUUUUAUUCCUACCUGAAACACGGGGCGGAGCCUUGGCUUGGUGUGCAUAAAGCUAAGGCUCCGGGUGACAGGAAACAGGUUUGUAUGGAGCAAUCAGUUCUUAUAUCACUACUUACUGUACUGCAUUGUGUUGGAGUGCAAGAUAAUGAGUCCCUUUGAGUUUAUUAGUUUCUUUUAAUUUUCUUUGGAGUCCAGAUAUUGGCUCAAUCGCACUGUAAAUAAAUGGACGUGGUAUCCAAUUGGAAGAGCAUUGGACAUUGUUGCAUCGACUGCAGACUGUGUCCAAAAUAGUUCCUCAUAUCAUACCUCAUGGGCUCAAUUUGUAAAAUACUGGGUUGUUGAAAUGAGUCUACAUCCUAGCUGCUGUUUGUAUUAAGUCUACUGUAUAACCUGUACAUCUUUAGUGACCUCUGCCGCAGGACUACAGAUAAACUCUAAAUAUAAACUUUGUAUAUAUUUUUUUUACUAUAAAUGUGUUACA